Messenger RNA from Maudiozyma barnettii, 1446 nucleotides. RefSeq lists its product as uncharacterized. The transcript has a single exon. NCBI's taxonomy places the organism in Eukaryota, Fungi, Ascomycota, Saccharomycetes, Saccharomycetales, Saccharomycetaceae. The record is from RefSeq and is a predicted model, not a curated record. The coding region runs from base 1 to 1446 and encodes 481 amino acids.
AUGGACGAACAGACUAGAUUGAGGGUAUUUGAGCCCUUAGAUACAAAUUCAUUAUCAAUAAUCUCAUCCGCAUCAUCCACAAAUUUAAGUGGUUUAAAAUCGAAUGCAAAUAGCUUUAUGAAUCAUCGGGGAAAUAAAACUCCAACGACCCCAUCAUUGCCUCACAAUGAUGAAAACGGUAAUGGAAUGUUACAAUGGAAAUUGGAAAAGAAAGAUUUCGUUUUUAAUAGUAAUAGUACACCUUCAAAGAAAAGACAUAAUUUUAGCGGAUCUAGUUCAAGUAGACCAGAAUUAUUACAGGUUAAGAAACGUAAAUCACAAUUGAUUGGUGCCAAAAGAAGAAUGCAAUCAAAAUUAGCACAAUCAACCUCAAAAUUAGACCUCUUAGAGGUGGAUAAGAUUACAACAUUACCAUUGGUACCGCCUCCACAAAACAGAUCUGAAUAUUCAUUAUCAUCGUCCUCUAAUAGUGGAAACAGUGUGGAGUCUAAUAUAUUAUGUCAUUAUCAACCGAAUGAAUGCGUCAAACCUAACCUAAGAAUUCAAAAAUCAAAAUUAAACCUUGUUGAAGAGAUCAGGAUACAUAAUAAAAAUGGGAAUCGAUAUAUUAGUUAUGGAACUCCCAAUCCAUUGAUGAUCACACAAGAUGGUAUUGAUGAAGGUGAGGAAGAAGAGGGACAACCUAUUGUGAUGAUAGAAGACUAUAUCCCUUACAAUGAAUUAUCUAAGAAUGGUGCUAAGAAACGUGUAUCAAUGUCUGAUCUUCGGAGUAAAAUGAAUAAACGUAACGAUUCACAUAUCCCAUUAAAAUUUAAGAAAGGUAAUAGUAAAUUACCAAAUGUCCCUGAAGAUAGUAAUAAUAAUAACCGAAAACGAAUGUGUAAUAUGGUGAAUGAAUUAUUAAACCCUGAGGAUCAUCAUAGCGUUUCGGAAUAUGGUGAUAAAUAUAUAUCUGAUUUAGGAAUUGGAACUCCACAAUUACGAAAAUGUGUUAUUUGUGAGCGACCAUUAUAUGAAUUGGUCAAUACAUUAUCUCAUCAUGAACAAUUUAAAGAGAUUGUGUGUGAAAAUUGUACGUAUGCUUAUGAGCAUGCUUCAAAAUUAUUUGAGAAUUGUGAAUUUGAGACCUCUGGAGAGAGUCAUAAUAGUUCAAGUUUCAUGAGUGAUUUAGAGAGUUCACUAGAUAAUGUUGUUAUGACUACUACAUCUGUUGGUAACAGUAAUCAAGUUAGUGGUCAAGAUGGAAGACAAACUUUUUCACCUGAACUUAUUAACCUAUUAAAAUUACAAGUGUCACAAUCUGAAAGGAAUCGGUAUUAUCAAACCCCACAGACUGAAAACAUUAAACCUAGUCUUGCGUGGUUUCUUGAAGCAAGAGAUAAAUUGCACUUACAAUGGCAGACGAAUGGACUUGUACCUUUCUUCAUGCGUAGAAUAGAACAAUAA